This is a messenger RNA of Seriola aureovittata, 2748 nucleotides long. RefSeq lists its product as uncharacterized. Gene Ontology annotation, molecular function: ciliary neurotrophic factor receptor binding. NCBI's taxonomy places the organism in Eukaryota, Metazoa, Chordata, Actinopteri, Carangiformes, Carangidae. The transcript has 3 exons. Gene Ontology annotation, biological process: negative regulation of neuron apoptotic process; ciliary neurotrophic factor-mediated signaling pathway. Bases 634 to 1347 code for a protein of 237 amino acids. The record is from RefSeq and is a predicted model, not a curated record.
UUUUUUUAAGUGUAUUUUUUGGGCUUCUUAUGCCUUUAUUAUAGCACAGUAGAGAGAGACAGGAAAUGGGGAGGUAGAGAGAGGGGGAAUGACAUACAGGAAAGGGCCGUCCAAUGCGGGAUUCGAACUGGGACCAGCUGCAGCGAGGACUCUAGCCUCUACAUAUAGGGCGCCUGCUCAACCCACUGCGCCACUUGAUGCCCUGUCAGUUAGUUUUUAACAGGAAUAGACCAAAUGAGAUGGCAGUAAUAAUGACUUUGUGGUGCUUGACCUGUCUCAGAUUUAAAGGGAAGCCAGCACCUCGAAGGUGUUUUGCCCUUUGUUUUCAAGUCUGUGGUGAGGUGUAACAAACCUUUUAAAAGCCUAAAAUAUCCUCGCUGGAGAUACAGUGCAGCUCAGAUUAUUGAUAUUCCUCACAAAAAUAACAUCUUAAUUUUUGAAGUUGGACCAAAUUGAAGAUGAAACAAAUUCAAUACAUCCUCUAAGGUUUGGGAGCAGGCGGUCAUGGGCGAACAUCUGAACCACAACCACUAUGUUAACCUGCAGGAAAUUAGAGGAUGGACAUCCAGACUUUGAUGGAAUUUAUUUAAGAAUAAAAAACAAAAACAACACAUGAGAUACAUCUUUUAAUGGAUGAUUUGCCUAAGGGGAAGCAAGUACAAGGAAAACAAAAUUGGACCCAGAACCGAACCAUGUGGGACACCAAUGGACCAAGCUCCAGAUCUGGAAAACUACCAUCAGAGAGUUCUUCUCCACCUGCUUUUGGAAAUCCAGUGGCGGUCAGUGUCUUCUGCUCCAACUUACGCCAGCUGUAGUGACUUGGGCAGCACUAUAUCUCUUACAACUCUACUGCGACAUGAAACAGACAACCUACUGAGAGAAUAUAAAACUCAUCAUGGAUCCAAGGGGGAAUCCAUUCCAGCUGAUGUUCCUAAUUCCGCCAUAUCUGGAGUCAACAUCUCUGAGAAGCUGCAGGACAUCAUCACAAAGAAUGUGCUUUUUUAUUUGCACAUUUUAAAAGUUGAAGGAUAUCAGGAAACAGUUUGGGGCAACCCAGAAUCUAUUGCCGGGCCCUUGUCUCGCGUCAAGGGCGGGCUCUUCAACCAUUUAACUAAAAUCAAAACUAUUCUUAUAAACAUCUCCCCAGAAAUCCCUUUGCCAACGCCGGCUCCACUGCAGUUGUCCCACAGUCAUGACUAUGCUAAAAAAGAAUAUGGCUGUGGUGUCAUAGUCUCACUGAGUGAAUGGCUUAAAGCAGUGCUGCAGGUACUUGAGGAGACAAAGAAAAAGUGUGAGGUGGCAGGGAGUCAAUCCUUUUACAGGGGCAUUCCACCAAUUUACACAUGAAGAUUAGUUAAACAUGUAUUGAGGAUCUGAGGUAACUUUCUAAUGUGAUCAAUUUCUAAUGAGAUCCUCGCCCCCUCUCUAAUAUUUUCUGCAAUGCUUAAGAUUUUUUUUUUUUUUACUUAAACCCUAUGAUCAAAGAAGGUUACAUACACUAACAUUCGGAAUUCAGAGAUGGACAAAAUUAAGAUAUCCUUCAUUCUCCUCUCUCAUAAAAUGGUGCCACCAAACCUCCACCUCAAAUUUUGUGUAAAAGCUCUGCAAUGUCUCUUUCAGUUUAUUAAGUUAUAUUUAUAUGAAGUUAUUAAUGAUAUUUAUUUAUUUAAAAUGGGAAUUUUUGUUAAUUAAAUGUACAGUAAAUUCAGCAGACUGAAAUGUAAUUUAGAUUAGGAUUAUUUAUAUAUUAUUGAAUAUGUAUUUAUUUUCUGAAAAGGGGAUGAUGAUGUUUAUUAUUAUUAUUAUUAUUAUUAUUAUUAUUAUCAUUAUUAUGAUUGUUAUUAUUAUUGUUAUUGUUAUUAUUAUUAUUAUUACAACUUUAUCGACCACAGCACUUUAUUUAUAUAAUGUAGAAUUUUUCCAUAACCGUUUACAACAUGGUAGGAAGACAGAAAAGCAAGUACAUUAAAAACAUGAAGAGGAGGUUCUUCAUUUUAUUUAUUUAUUUAUUAUUAUUAUUUUUAUAAUUGUUAUUUUUAUUUUAGUCCAAUGUGUGUUAUUUAUUCAUUAAUAAUUUAUUACUUUGGUAACAAAACAAAAGUGUAAGUUUCGUGUUGUUUUUUUUUUGUUUUUUUUUUAAUCUCCUGUGAGUGUGAAAGUGGAAACAGGUUUACAACACUGGGCUCUUAUCAGCGAGGUGCUGGGCACUGUCAAGCUGUGGGAGGAAGAGUUCAAAUGUUCUGCAGUAAAUGACAUUCAGCAAAAGUUGAUGCACUCAUGGGUGUGUAUAUAUUCCGAUAGGUCAUUUUGUAAGGUCAGCAGUUACCAAGAAUUGUUAAAUUAGUGUUUUGUUUUGAUGCCUUUGUAUCUGUUCAGCUCAUCCUAUGUUUACAUGAGCAAGUGCUACAUUCCAGUUAGUCCACCUCAUUUGCUAUGAAGUUUUAUUUGUUGUUCUUUUUCUCUUUUUUUCAUCUUAAAUGUUUCUAUUUAUUAUAUAUUCAUGAAAUUCACAGUGUUAAUUUUGCUGGUUUCAUUAAUAUUUUUGUUAUUGAAUGCCACCUUUUUUUCCUACUGCCCUUUAUAUGGGGUGGCAGCACACAAAGUAUUUUACGUCAUUAAAGCAUUUUAUGUUUACAUAAAUUAACAAGAACAACACGAAAUGUGUAACCUCAGCCUCUGCUGUAACGUUUAUUUUGUGGCUGUAAUAAAUACUUCUGAUGACACCAUAAAGAAAUUGUGUAAUAUUCU